AUGCUUUGGGCGACUUUAUUUUUGGAGUCCUGGAAACGGAUCAACAGCUCGUACACCUACCGUUAUGGCACUCUGGAUCGACCGUCAAAGCUACUAGAGGAACCGAGGCCCCAGUAUUAUGGUUACUGGGAACCCUCGCCGAUAACUGGACGACUGGAACGUUUCUAUCCUCGAUGGCGUCGUUCUCUGACAGUCUGCUCUGUGACAAUUCCUGUUGUCGGUGUCUGUGUUCUCUUCGUCGGCCUAGUCGCAGUCGGUCAUAUGAAAUUACAAGAAAUUAUUGACAGGAAGACACAGAAAUUGCCCUUCGUAGUGGCUUCUCUCAUCUCCUAUCUCCCAAUGAUACUUCAUGCCAUCUGUAUCUUCGUGUUCAACGAAAUUUACUACAAGAUUGCGAGAUGGCUGACAAACCUUGAGAACCAUCGUCUGGAUGAAGAUUACUCCAACGCAUUUGUCGCUAAAGUGAUUGUGGUAAGACUUACCUGA
Dibothriocephalus latus is the source of this 486-nucleotide messenger RNA. NCBI's taxonomy places the organism in Eukaryota, Metazoa, Platyhelminthes, Cestoda, Diphyllobothriidea, Diphyllobothriidae. The record is from the annotation of a GenBank genome assembly.